This is a messenger RNA of Lottia gigantea (owl limpet), 297 nucleotides long. RefSeq lists its product as hypothetical. Gene Ontology annotation, biological process: tricarboxylic acid cycle; mitochondrial electron transport, succinate to ubiquinone. The transcript has 2 exons. The coding region runs from base 1 to 297 and encodes 98 amino acids. Gene Ontology annotation, molecular function: ubiquinone binding; heme binding. The record is from RefSeq and is a predicted model, not a curated record. Lineage: Eukaryota; Metazoa; Mollusca; Gastropoda; Lottiidae. Gene Ontology annotation, cellular component: mitochondrial envelope; membrane.
AUGUCAGCCUCAACUCACUGGAAGGUAGAAAGAGUUCUGAUGUUAUCCAUGGUACCAGUAUUACCAGCUGCAUUAUUUAUUCAAUCUCCAGUUAUAGACCAUCUUAUGACUUCUGUUGUCUUCUUACAUGGAUUCUGGGGUAUGGAAGGUGUGUUGACUGAUUAUCUCUAUAAAUUUGCACCAUGGUUAAAACAGCUAUGGUAUACUAUCAGCAUCAUUGCCUUUGCUGGUCUUGUCAACUUCAACUAUAACGAUGUAGGAAUCUGUAAGGCUGUUUCUAUGUUAUGGUCUUUAUAA